Caenorhabditis sp. 36 PRJEB53466 is the source of this 1348-nucleotide messenger RNA. NCBI's taxonomy places the organism in Eukaryota, Metazoa, Nematoda, Chromadorea, Rhabditida, Rhabditidae. The record is from the annotation of a GenBank genome assembly.
AUGACUGCGAAGAAUCAAGUGGCCAAGAAAGCGUCCGUGGAAGACGAAAUGAGCUUUACUGUUUGUUGACCCCGCACGAGAAUCGUUCAAAGUUUAACAAAAUUUUAAGGUGGUUCCUGAUGUCGGAUUGAAGAACUCGCAACUGGAAUUCGUGCUCGGAAUGCCCAUCAACCAGUGCAUUUCAAUGAUGCAGCAACACCCGAGAAUGCUCACAAACGUGGAACUGAAAUACAGUAAAAAGGUUCACAUUUUACAAGAAAUUCUGGGGAAAAGCAGCCUAAGUUCCAGGAUCCGUGCUACCGGGACAUCGUCAUUUACAUCGGAUCGACGGGCAUCAAACUCUACUUCGACAGCGUCUCCCAACUGAUAAAACUAAUCGAAGUGGACGAUCUUUCAAAGAUCACCCUCACUUACAAGUUAAUCAUUUCGUUUCUAUCGCGUCUCAAAGAAUUCUGUUUCAGUGAUACCGUAUUCUCGGCUCCGUCGAACGAGGCGACGAUGGAGAGGGUAAAUGAGUUCUUCGGAUCCACCCAUCCCGGAUCUUACGACGACAAGCACAACAUCUACGUUCAGAGCUGGCCAGGACUCUCCUUCUGUUUCCCGGCUACCGGAGAGAACUUCAAUUUGGAAGUUCGGGUAAGCAGAAGGAAUUCUGCAUUUCUUCACGAUCUUCGUAAAUCCGUCUCUGAUUUCAGCCAGGAUUCGGACCGAACAUGCGGUCUCUGAAGUACGACGCCAAUUCGCAACCAAAGCUGACGAAGUUGUCGAUAUACCGAGGGCAGAAUCCGGCCGAGCCAGAGUAAGACAUCCCAAUGAUUAUCACUUCGACCCCAGCCCAUUUCAGACCGGUUGACACUCCAUUCUCGUGCUAUUGCGGACAAAACAGGACACGAAAAGUGGAGGCAAUCUGGGAAAAUGGAUCAAUUGUGGGACUGAGCAUUCAGUUUGACACUCAAAGUGAGCAAAUAUGAAAAUGACGAGGAAUAGCAUAGACGAGAGCGUUUCAGACGGAAGAAUCGUGGACGGAGAGUUCGAAGUGUCCACCUACACUCGCCAAAUAUUCUUUGGAGACUCCGUUUCAGAUGUUCAGUGUGAUCUAGGAGCACCUUCGAAAGUGUUCUAUAGAUCGGACGACAAAAUGAAGUGAGUUCUCAUCUCUUCUUUCCUUCGCAUCUCUAUUUGCCUCGUUCCCUUCAGAAUCCACCGUGGCCUGCACAAGGAGACUCUGUACGGACCGCCCAACUUCUUCUUCAACUACUUUUCGAUGGGAUUGGUGAGUCCCUUUGGUUCUUCCGGAAUGGGACAGAUACGAGCGGAUAAUGCACACGCAAUCGUUGUCCGCAUAUGA